GUGAAGGUGCGACACAAUGCAUCAUAUCCAUCAGAAGUAAACAAAAAAGCAACACACUGAUAUAAAUAAACAUGCUUUUACUGUGAUGAGCUGCAAAGAUCAGAGAACCCUGUUGGACUGGGCACAUCUCUGAUGAUUGAUGAUUGAUUGUGAUGAUUAAUCACAGACUGAAGACAAGUUUCAAGCAAACAUUUUUUGGUUGCAGCCUCUCGAUGUGAGGAUCUGAUGCUUUCCUGUCAGAGUCAGAAGUCAUUACGUGUCAGGUCAAAGGGAGGAGGGCUGACUUGUUUUGGCCAGCCCAUGGGAGGACAGGAGGAGGAUAAAUGGAGGCCGGAGACAAGCUGAAGCCUGUGUGACCAUGAGGACGACACAGAAACGCCAAGUGUGUAUCCUUCUACCGAACAAGCAGCACCUGGACUGUGCUGUCACAGUGCGAUCCAGAGGCCACGAGGUGCUGAACAGUGUGUUGAAGCAGUUUGGCGUCAGUGAGCUCCAAGUCUUGGGUCUGGCUGUUCUCAGAGAUAAUGAAUACCUUUUUGUUGAUUUGGAGCAAAAGCUGAGUAAGUACUUUGGCAAAAGAUGGAACAGAGGCUCCUUAUCGAUCCCAUUCAUCUUAUUCCUGAGGGUACAAUAUUAUGUAGAGAGCGGGCGGCUGAUAUUGAGCAGCAAGGUGCAGCAGCUCUACUAUGCUGAGCUGAGGCAGAGGGUGCUGCAGUCACAGAGCCGCCAUCAGGAAGCUUUGUUCUUCCAGCUGGCAGCUUCUGCACUUCAAGCUGAAGUUGGAGAUCUGGAGCUGAGACAGGGGAGUGAUGAAGAGGAGGAGGGACAGGAGAGGAAACACAGACAUUACUUUCUUCCUGAAGAUUACUUCCCCUCUUGGCUGAUAAAGCAACGUGGUCGAGACUUCCUGCUCCAGCAGUGUCCGGUGGUUCACGUCGAGCUGAGAGGUCUGUCUCACAGCCAAGCUGUCCUGCAGUUUAUAAAAGAGGCCAGCAGCCUGCAGGAUGGACCGGUCACCUUCUACAGGAUGAGACAGGAGAAAAAAGACAUGAGGAGUUCAGUCCUUCUUGGUGUGACAUUGAAAGGAGUCCAUAUCUAUCAGGAGGUGGAGGGGAAACAGUGUCGACUGCAUGAUUUCUCCUGGACUGAUAUUGACCGCUUCACUUUCCAGGGCCGCAGGUUUGAAAUCUCUGCAGUCAGCUCUCUGUGCCUCCCUAAGCUGGUGUAUUACUCUCCUUCACCUUUCCACUCCAAACACGUCCUGAAGCACCUCAUCGACACUCACCAGGUCCACAUCAGCACCCGAGAUGCAGCCAGCUACAUCCAACAGCUGGAGGACAUGGAGGCCAGUCAGUUCUACAGAGAGGCCUACAUCUGUGACACGAAACGCCUUACACAAAGACUCCAGAGCCUCACAUCCUCCAUGUCUGACUGCAGCGCUGCAGUUGAAACAAACACAGCCUGGUCUAAAGAUGAUGAUGAGGAGGAGGAAGGACAUUCUGCCACAGAGUUUGAGUUCUGUGUGGACGAACCCGAGGAGUUUCUCAUCGACAACCCAGCUGAAGUGUCGUGGCUGGCUGAGCUGCUCCAUGGCGCGUCUGUCGACGGACCCUCCGUGUUGCCUUCCUCUUACUGGGCAGCUGUCACCAUGGAAAUGAAACAGGUUCUGAGGAGCAGAGCUGAUGAAGGGGUUUCUGUUGACUAAUGUACAGCCAGAGGCAAGACAACACCACUGAUGUCACUGCUCUGAUGCUCAGCGAUCACAGACUUAGUAUGUUAUGUACCGAAUAUAAGAAAUUGUGCUUUUAAUCAGCGCAUAUUUCAGCACAAUAUAAGACCAGACAAAGUAAUGAUAAAACAAUAACUGUGACUAUAAUUAAGAUUGUCUGUUUGUGCUUCCAUCUACAAAAUGUUUGAUGAUUUUUUUUUUUUUUUUUUAUGAAAACAAUUGUGGAUUUAUAAGGUGUGUUGUGAGAGUGCAUGAUUAGACAUUUGGGAGUUAUUAAAGUUUUUAAUGAAUGACAUAAUUCGCAUUUGAUACUAAAGUCCCUACUCACCCAUGCACCACCCCCACGUAUUAAUUAAACCUCCUCUCAGGACUGUGUGGGAGUGCACACCCGACUUCAAUCAGAGCAGUCGGACAGUGUGGGUGUGCAAGGCCAUUAACAAGCAUUUUACAAAAACUGGAAACAGAGAGUGUUAUAAAUCUGAGGUAAAUGUGACCCCACAACCUAAAUUUAACUUGCAAUAUAAGAAAUGUGCCCAAUAAUAUAAUGAUUAAAAUGGUUUACUCUUGUUACAUAUUGGAAAUAAACAAUUUGCCCCCAAAAUCACAUUUACACUUACAGAAAAAAUAUUCUUUGGGUCUUUUCUUUUUUGUUCUU
Messenger RNA from Acanthopagrus latus (yellowfin seabream), 2384 nucleotides. RefSeq names its product FERM domain-containing protein 6-like. The record is from RefSeq and is a predicted model, not a curated record. Bases 359 to 1705 code for a protein of 448 amino acids. The transcript has 13 exons. NCBI's taxonomy places the organism in Eukaryota, Metazoa, Chordata, Actinopteri, Spariformes, Sparidae. Gene Ontology annotation, biological process: positive regulation of hippo signaling. Gene Ontology annotation, cellular component: cytoskeleton; cytoplasmic side of apical plasma membrane.